AAUAUUACAAUUGUUUAAUUACAAAAAUGAAAUACUUCAUCACUUUGUUAUUCGCCUCAGUCUGUUUGUUCCAUUUUGGCUUAUGUCAGAACAAUAUUGACUGGGAGAAUGUAGAACACUUAAAUUAUGUUCAUCCAUUACUUAAACCAAAAAUACUAAACCAUAAAUUUAAGCAUCUAGAAGGAAGAAUAAUUAAUGGUGAAGAAGUAAAACCUCAUCAAUAUCCUCAUCAGGCUGCUCUUUUCUUGCAAAUGGGUGAAAAUGUUGCAUUUUGUGGAGGAUCAUUAAUUUCAAAACGUUACAUUUUAACAGCCGCACAUUGCGCAUAUGGAAUUUCAAAUUUCACUGUAAUUCUUGGAGCACAUAAUAUCAAAACAAAUGAAAAAACUACUCAAACCUACUAUACAAAUGAAAAAGUAGUGCAUCCAAAAUGGGCAAUUUCCCAGCUUUUACUUCUAAAUGACAUUGCGCUAGUCAAAUUACCACAAGACGCCGAAUUAAAUGAAUUUGUUCAACCAAUUCGAUUACCAAGUUCUUCUCAAAGUGAGACAACAUUUGCCGGCUUGAAAGCUACCAUACUUGGAUGGGGUAAAACAUCCGAUGCAAGUAACGAAGUGAGUCCAGUAUUAAGACACGUAUCGAAUGAGAUUGAGUCACCAGAAAGUUGUAAAGCAAUAUACUCUGGAGAAAUUCCAAUUUCCAGCAGAAGUCACAUAUGUUUCUCAACACAAAAUGGCCGUGGAGCUUGUAACGGAGAUAGUGGUGGUCCAAUGAUUGUUACUGAUACAGAUAACAAAGUGACACAAGUUGGAAUUGCUUCAUUUGUAUCAGGUCAUGGUUGUGAAGCAGAUUAUCCAACGGUGUAUACUCGAAUUUCAUCUUUUCUAGAUUUUAUCGCAGAUAACAGUGACGUUAAAAUUAACUAAAUUUUAAUUGUAAAUAUUAAU
This is a messenger RNA of Chrysoperla carnea, 947 nucleotides long. RefSeq names its product brachyurin-like. The coding region runs from base 27 to 926 and encodes 299 amino acids. The transcript has 7 exons. Gene Ontology annotation, biological process: proteolysis. Lineage: Eukaryota; Metazoa; Arthropoda; Insecta; Neuroptera; Chrysopidae. Gene Ontology annotation, molecular function: serine-type endopeptidase activity. The record is from RefSeq and is a predicted model, not a curated record.